Messenger RNA from Mobula hypostoma (lesser devil ray), 1299 nucleotides. Its product is annotated as basic proline-rich protein-like. The annotation marks the transcript as partial. The record is from RefSeq and is a predicted model, not a curated record. The transcript is spliced from 5 exons. Lineage: Eukaryota; Metazoa; Chordata; Chondrichthyes; Myliobatiformes; Myliobatidae.
UCUCCUCCCCCCCUCUCUCCCCCUCUCUCCCCCUCUCUCCCUCCUCCCCCUCUCCCCCCCCCUCUCCCCCCCUCUCCCCCCUCUCUCCCCCCUCCCCCCUCCCCUCUCCCCCCCUCUCCCCCCCCCCCUCUCCCCCCUCUCCCCCCUCCCCCUCCCCCCCCCCCCUCCCCCCCCCCCCUCUCCCCCCCUCCCCCCUCUCUCCCUCCUCUCCCUCCCCCUCCCCCCUCUCCCCCCUCUCCCCCUCCCCCCCCUCUCCCUCCUCUCCCCCCUCCCUCCCCUCUCCCCCCCCCUCUCUCUCCCCCCUCCCCCCCCUCUCUCCCCCCUCUCUCCCCCUCUCUCCCCUCUCUCCCCCCUCUCCCCCCCUCCCCUCCCCCCCCCCCCCUCUCCCCCCCCUCCCCCCUCUCCCCCCCUCCCCCCUCUCCCCCUCUCCCCCCUCCCCCCCCUCUCCCCCCCCCCCCCUCCCCCCCCCCUCCCUCCUCCCUCCUCUCUCCCCCUCCCUCCCCCCCCCCCUCCUCUCCCCCCCUCCCCCCCCCCCCCCCUCCCCCCUCCUCUCCCCCCCCUCCCUCCCCCCUCUCUCUCCCCCCCUCUCUCUCCCUCCCUCCCCCCUCCCCUCCUCCCCCCUCUCCCCCCCUCCCCUCCCCCCUCUCUCCCCCCUCCCCCCCCCUCCCUCCCCCCUCUCCCCCCUCUCUCCCCUCCUCUCCCCCCUCUCCCCCCUCUCCCCCCCCUCUCCCCCCUCCCCCCCCCCUCCCUCCCCCCCCCCCCCCCCCCCUCCCCCCUCCCCCCCUCUCCCCCCCCCCCCCCCCUCCCCCCCCCCCCCCCCCUCCCCCCCCUCUCUCCCCCCCUCCCCCCUCCCCCCUCCCCCCUCCCUCUCCCCCUCCCUCCCCCCCCCCCCUCCCUCCCCCUCCUCCCCCCCCCCCCCCUCCUCCCCCCCCUCCCCCCUCCCCCCCCCCCCCCCCUCCCCCCUCCCCCCCUCUCCCCCCCCCCCCCCCCCCCUCCCCCCCUCUCUCCCCCCCCUCCCUCCCCCCCCCCCCUCCCCCUCCCCCCCCCCCCCUCCCCCCUCUCCCUCCCUCCCCCCCCCCUCUCCCCCUCCCCCCCUCUCCCCCCCCUCCCCCCCCCCCCUCUCCCCCCUCCCCCCCCCCCCCCCCCCCCCCCCCCCCCCUCCCCCCCCCCCCCCCCCCUCCCCCCCCCCCCCCCCCCCUCCCCCCUCUCCCCCCCUCCCCCCCUCCCCCCCUCCCUCCCUCCUCCCCCCCUCUCUCCCCCCCCCCCCCCCCCCCCCCCCCCCCCUCCCUCCCCCCCCCC